Messenger RNA from Cololabis saira (Pacific saury), 3010 nucleotides. RefSeq names its product zinc finger DHHC-type palmitoyltransferase 8a (gene zdhhc8a). Gene Ontology annotation, molecular function: palmitoyltransferase activity. The record is from RefSeq and is a predicted model, not a curated record. The transcript is spliced from 10 exons. NCBI's taxonomy places the organism in Eukaryota, Metazoa, Chordata, Actinopteri, Beloniformes, Belonidae. Gene Ontology annotation, biological process: protein palmitoylation. The coding region runs from base 180 to 2597 and encodes 805 amino acids.
UUGAGCGCUGCCGUCUGCCGGGACUCACCGGGAUGCAAAACUGAGGGACCAGCUUAGCACCGGAUCGAUCGACUAUGCUUUCAUUUUUUUGCCACCUGCGAUUCACCAUGGGCUUUAUCGGACGUACCCGCCAGCAUUUGCUGUGGUUAUGAGAGACUGAUGAGAGCAGAGAGGACAGGAUGCCUGCCGGCGGCUCCAACUCGCUGAAACCCAGCGCCUUCCUCCCGGUGUCUACGGCUGCUUGCCUGCUGGUGGGCUCUACAUCCCUGUUCUUCGUCUUCACAUGCCCAUGGCUGGCUGUGGCCAUCUGCCCUGCUGUGCCACCAUGCUCUGCCAUCCUUUUCCUUUUUGUACUAGCCAACUUCACCAUGGCAACCUUUAUGGAUCCCGGUGUGCUCCCGAUGGCUGGUGACGAUGAAGACAAGGAAGAUGAGUUUCGUGCUCCGCUCUACAAGAACGUGGACGUUAAAGGCGUCCAGGUGCGGAUGAAGUGGUGUUCGUCGUGCCACUUUUACAGACCUCCGCGCUGCUCUCAUUGCAGCGUCUGUGAUCACUGUGUGGAGGACUUUGACCAUCACUGUCCUUGGGUGAACAACUGUAUCGGGAGGCGAAACUACCGUUACUUCUUUCUGUUCCUGCUGUCGCUCACCUUUCACAUGAUCGGUGUUUUCACCUUUGGCCUCAUAUUUGUCCUGCACCACAUCGACGAUUUAUGGAAGCUGCACUGCAUCAUCACUUUGGUAGUGAUCAGCAUUUCUGGGUUUUUUCUUAUCCCUGUCCUGGGUCUCACAGGGUUCCACUUGUAUUUGGUUUCCAGAGGUCGUACUACCAACGAACAAGUAACUGGGAAGUUUCACGGAGGAGUAAACCCUUUCACACGAGGCUGUUGCAACAACAUAGUGCAUUUGGUUUGCAGUCCCAUUUCUCCAAAUUACACAGCAAGACCCUGUAAGGAAAAAAUAAUCAAUGUCCAACCUCCGUUCCUGAGGCCAGAGCUUGACCGACAGAUGUCAGAUAAAGUUGGGGACAACGGGAUUCAUAGCCUUGCACUUCAUAAUAAUCAAUCCUCAGCUGAAGAGGUUGAGCUGUCAGACCUCAAACAGUUGAAAACUCCUCCACCCCUCCCUCCAAAACCUGACCGCAGCCUGCUGAAAAGCCAAGUUACUGUUAUGGAUGAUAUGGGCCAUCAUACCAAAUCCAUCAUUCCUGUGUCUAUUCCCACUGUGCCACAGCUACGGCCAGUCCUGGAGGCCAUAUCCAGAGGAUCAUCACCCAUUCCUCCAGAGAAGUUUCUGAAGACAUCAGAGCAGCAAGGGAACAGCAAAUAUCCUGACCUCUGCUCCGAGUCUAGAGGAAGCCCAGGAAGGGGUAACCAUCAGGCCAGCCUGCUCUUCCAAUCUCCCCACCAGCCCAGCACUGUCUCCAGUUUGCUACAGCUCAACUCUCUGACGCUCAACACCCGUUCUCUCACCCUGAAACACAGCAGUCGCCAUAGCAGCAAAUCCCAGCUGCCUGCUGUGCACACUGAUGGGUGGGGAUCCAACCACCCUGCAGGGAUCAUCUCGUCUUCUGGUCUGCUGGCCACUCAAAGCAGCAGCAGUAAUGGCAGUCCACCCUAUGAUAACCUCAUCAACCCUGCAGACCCUCAGUUCAUGGCUCAGAGAGGCUCCCCUUCUGUCAGCUAUCACCCCCAUUUUAUGGCCCUGGGCACAGAUGGGACUCUCCAGCGUCCGGCCCCUCAAACCUACAGUCCUGUGUUCAUGGGUAUCAGUAGACAAUCUCCCCAGCCUCGAGAAUCCUCUCCGUCUUUACAAGGGCUCACUUCAAGGGACGCCUCACCAUCUCUGCAAGGUUUUAUUCAAAGAGAACCAUCUCCUGCUUUUCAAGGGCUUAUCCCAAGAGACCUCCAAACCCAAAGCGUGGCAACACGAGACAUUCCCCCUCCAAGUCUGUUAAUGCGAGACAUGGCAUCUCAAGGUCUUCGAGAAAGCAUUCGGGAUAUCGUUCCACAAGACAUGACGCUUCCGAAAUCUGCUGCUGCGCGCUAUGACAACUUUUCAAAAACCAUAAUGGCAUCAAUCAAUGAGAGACGUGAGCUGGAGGAGAGGGAGAGGAUGUUCCGUAUGCAAGCCAGAUGCCAAGCGCUCUACGGCCCAGAUGUGGCAAUCUAUGACAUCCCCAGCAGAAGGAGCCUACCUCCAGACAACAUUCGACCUCCAGGCUCCCGUGGACCAACGCCCCCAGCCUACGGCUCCAGGGAGUUUCUGAUGAGUACAGGGAUUUUAGGUUAUGGUGUGAGGACCUCGCCUCUCUCCAGCUCUUCCACAUCAUCUCUGACUUAUGGCCCCAAAACCUCCAGCUCUCCUCUGCAGAGCAGCAGCAGCAGUCUGCAAAGCAAGGGAAGGUCUUCAUCUCCAGCUUAUUGUCCUCUUGAAAGGCAAACCCAAGUCCUCCCUUCCUCUACCUCUACUCUCCCCCGUUUACCCUCCACCACUUCCUCCGCCCCUCCGUACUCUUCCUACGCCACCAUGAAGCGCUCAUCACUUCCGUUCUCCCCAGAGGGCAAGGAGUCUGUCACCAUGGGAGCUCUGAAAUAAAACAUUUGCCAUGUUUCUGGUGGUGUGAUUGAAUCAUCUAUGCAGUGUUCGUCUCAGUUUUCACAACUCCAAAAUCUUAUGUAAAUAAGAGGUCAUUUUGGGCAUUCUUGUAGGAGAAGGUGUGAAAAACCAUCGCUUAGUUAAGGAUUAACUUGGAAUUACUGUUGUAAAUUAAAAAGAACGAAAAGAAAGAAAAAAACUGAAUCUCAGGAUAUUGGUGCUUUCUCUUACAGACAGAGGGAGGACUUUCAAUCAAAGAAAAAAGAGCUAUGUGAAGAAUUCAGAUGAACUAUCUUGAUAUUGUGAAUCAUUGUCAUACCACAUUGUGUAAUUUGACUCAUAUUAGAAAAAAAAACCUUGUUUAAUAGAUUUUUUUGUAGCUGUUUAUAUGAAUAAACUUAUUUUGUAAUUUC